Rosa rugosa (rugosa rose) is the source of this 850-nucleotide messenger RNA. Its product is annotated as PLASMODESMATA CALLOSE-BINDING PROTEIN 5. NCBI's taxonomy places the organism in Eukaryota, Viridiplantae, Streptophyta, Magnoliopsida, Rosales, Rosaceae. The record is from RefSeq and is a predicted model, not a curated record. The coding region runs from base 182 to 703 and encodes 173 amino acids. The transcript has 3 exons.
CACUCCUCUUCGUAGCAGUAACGGUCUCUUUUCCUCUCUCCAUCCAUCUUCCCUCAAUAAAUUAACCAAACUACCAAACGGCUACAUCAUUGCCCUUCUCGUCUCUUCCUCUCUUUCUCCCUCUAAAAGCCGCAACCAGAGCACACCACUCUCACUCCUCUCUCUCCCUCUCCCCCCCAAAAUGUACACAAGCUUCCUUCUCCUCUCUCUCCUCCUCUCACUCGCCGCCCUCUCCAACGCCCAAAACAGCGUCGUCACGAUGGAGCUGUGGUGCGUGGCCAAGAACAACGCCGACGACUCUGCCCUCCAGUCCGCUCUCGACUGGGCCUGCAGUGCCGGCGGCGCCAACUGCAGCCCUAUCCAGCAAGGUGGGCCCUGCUACGACCCUUCUGACAUCCAGAACACCGCGUCGUACGCCUUCAACGACUACUUUCUCAAACACGGCAUGACCGAUGACAGCUGCAAUUUCGAUAACACUGCCGCAGUCACCUCUUUGAAUCCCAGUUUUGGCAAUUGCAAGUUCCCAUCCAGCUUGUCAGGGAGCAAUAGAAGUUCGAGUUCAUCGACAGCAUCAUAUGGGUUGGGGCCUAGUCAAGAUCUGAAUGGCAGCAAUAAAAUUUCGCAGCAACUUGUUUUGCUGCCCUUGAUUACCAGUCUUUUGCUCAUUGCCUCCUAUAAUACAUGGGUCAUCUGUUUAUCUUGACUAGAGCUUUUGCUGAAGGAAACAGAGACCCAUGUGAUUUUUUGGGUUUACAUUAGCAUAUCUAGGUUUUAGAGUUAGGAUCUCAAUUGAUCAAUCCAAUGCAUGUACUAGAAUCUUGCAAUAGAUCGAUUACUUCGCUUCUGUUGA